Messenger RNA from Colletotrichum destructivum, 1414 nucleotides. RefSeq names its product Putative Cellulose-binding domain, fungal, auxiliary Activity family 9. Gene Ontology annotation, molecular function: cellulose binding. The record is from RefSeq and is a predicted model, not a curated record. The coding region runs from base 455 to 1414 and encodes 319 amino acids. The transcript has 4 exons. Lineage: Eukaryota; Fungi; Ascomycota; Sordariomycetes; Glomerellales; Glomerellaceae. Gene Ontology annotation, cellular component: extracellular region. Gene Ontology annotation, biological process: carbohydrate metabolic process.
CACCUUUCGUAGGGGAGGGUCACUUCGUCGUCCAAACGUCCACGGGGCCACCGUCUUCAAUUUACGGCGAGCACGCUCACUCGUCGAGCCCGCCUCGAGUGCCCUCGAGGGCCUGAACGAAGGAAGGCCGCGGGACCAGUUUGCCAAGGAACAUGGCUAUAUUUCUUUGAUAUCGAGAAAGCAGGGAAGCCGGGCGUCAGACUGGUUGUGUUGUCGAUGUGCCGGGCUGCGGUUAAUGGCCUUGAGCCGGUUGUUGCUUCGAAUCAGUUGAUGGACGAGACUAUGUAGGGGGAUCAUGGCACUUCCGGAGCCAAGAUCUGAGAUGAUGUCGUCUAUAUAUUCGAUGAACCAUGCCCGACCGCCUCGUAGCUCUUCUUGACGUAGCGGCCUUACACGCUUUAAAAACAGAGAACGACAACUACUCAUCAAGUCUUCUAAGCAAGCUUCGAUCGCUAUGAAGUCCGCCGUUCUGUCCCUGCUGGCGAUCGCCACCAGCCAGGUCUUCUCGCACGCGACUUUCCAACAAAUCUGGAUCGACGGAGUCGACUUCGGCGGGCAAUGCGCCCGUCUGCCGCUUUCCAACUCGCCCGUCCAGGACGUCACCUCCAACGACGUCCGAUGCAACGCCAACAGCGGCCCCGUGGCCCGCAAGUGCGUCGUCAAGGCCGGGUCCACGGUCGUUGUUGAGAUGCACCAGCAACCAAACGAUCGCUCCUGCGCACAGGAAGCCAUCGGCGGCGCCCACUAUGGCCCCGUCUUCGCCUACCUCACCAAGGUCGCCGACGCUACCACGGCCGACGGCUCCACGGGCUGGUUCAAGAUCUACCAGGACGGCUGGUCUCGCAAGGCCGGCAGUAUCAACGGCGACGGCGACAACUGGGGCUCCAAGGACAUGAACGCGUGCUGCGGGAAAGUCAACAUCAAGAUCCCCGCCGACAUCCCCGCGGGUGACUACCUCCUCCGCGCCGAGUCCGUCGCGCUGCACGCCGCAGGCUCGAGCGGCGGCGCCCAGUUGUACAUGACGUGCUUCCAAAUCUCGGUGACGGGCGGUGGCAGCGCGUCCCCGAGCACGGUGUCGUUCCCGGGCGCAUAUAAGGCGUCCGACCCCGGUCUGCUCGUCGAUAUCCAUAGGUCCCUGGCGACGUACGUCGUCCCCGGCCCGACCGUCUACGCCGGCGGCUCAACCAAGAGCGCCGGCGCCGGCUGCGUCGGCUGCGAGUCCACCUGCACCGCCGGCUCCGGGCCGACCGGCACGGCCUCGAGCGUCCCGCAGGCCACCGUCACCGGCGGCCUCCCCGGCUGCGCCGUGGCCAAGUUCGCCCAGUGCGGCGGCGUGGACUACAAGGGCUGCACCACCUGCGCCGUAAGUGACGUCCGAAGCGAGUUUACCCCGUGUUUGAUCUAUCGGUGCUGA